AUGAACGGUCGCCCAAACAGCACACUCUCAUUGAUUCCCCAUCCCAAGCUGCAGACUUUGAGAUCACAGAAGGGAGAUCCCAAAGGCAGUAGCCUGGAUGAGGUGUCAAUGACUUUGUGUUGUUUGCUCAACUGCUGGUUGGUGUUCGUGGUGUCGCUGGACGAUGGCAUGGAGCUGCUCUCAAGCCGGCGGCGUGGGGGCGAAGUAGACGUCUGCUUUGGCCAGCACGACUUGGUAGGCUGCUGCGCAGAUGGCUGGCCAGUGAGCUGUCACACAGAUCUACAGCUUCAGGACAUUGCAUUGGGGGAGCUCAGUUGA
Messenger RNA from Ostreobium quekettii, 318 nucleotides. The record is from the annotation of a GenBank genome assembly. Lineage: Eukaryota; Viridiplantae; Chlorophyta; Ulvophyceae; Bryopsidales; Ostreobiaceae.